Opisthorchis viverrini is the source of this 1697-nucleotide messenger RNA. RefSeq lists its product as hypothetical. The transcript is spliced from 9 exons. The record is from RefSeq and is a predicted model, not a curated record. Gene Ontology annotation, molecular function: chloride channel activity. NCBI's taxonomy places the organism in Eukaryota, Metazoa, Platyhelminthes, Trematoda, Opisthorchiida, Opisthorchiidae. Bases 33 to 1610 code for a protein of 525 amino acids.
CUGGUACGGAAUAUAGCAGCUGAUUUGUGCGGAUGACCAUCUUCUACGCGGAUGAUGUGUCGAAUGGAGAGGGAAUCCGUGUAUGUUUCAAACUUUUGAAAAGGUGGAAGGGCAGCUUGUACAAACUUCUCUGGAUGGAUCUCCUUGUUUAUUUGUUGCUGUAUUAUGGUCUUAAUUUAUCCUACCGGUUUGCGAUGGGCGAAAGCCAAAAAGAAACAUUCGAAAAAAUCGUCCAGCACUGCCAAAGUGCAAUUCGGGAUAUUCCCAUUUCCUUUCUACUUGGAUUCUUUGUCUCUGGAAUCGUCUCAAGAUGGUUUCUCAUUUUUCCGAGUAUCCCAUGGUUGAAUCAAGUAUCUAUGACAAUUGUGUCACACUUGGACUCGAAGGAUGAAAUGAUGUGCAGAAACAUUCGCAUCACGUUAGCGCGUUAUCUCAAUCUGUCCUGGAUUCUUUUGAUGCGUACCCUAUCUGACCAAGCGGCAAAUCGAUUUCCAGAUAAAGAAGAGGUUCAACAACUUAUCCGACGGCCACCCUUGGUGUGGAUAAAAACAAGAAAGACUCGCCUCAACAGAAACAUUCAGCAGCCAUGGACCGGAGGAGGGGCAGGAAAACCAAAAAUAACCCCCUCUUUGUCUCCAGUGGUACCUACUACGUAUUUACUUGCCGACGAUUCAACUGGCGACCGACAAAACGUUCGUUAUAGUGCAACUCCCGUCUCGACUCCUUGUUCCACAGAGGCUGGGAAGUUCGAAUAUAUGCAUUCGUUUCACGCCUACGACGACCAAGUACUCACAAACACUUUGAGAGCUUUUAAUGAUGACACAAAAGUCAAGCAAACAUUUGGUAUCCUGAUCACUGAAAACGAGAUCGCUGCGUUUCAGAACAUCGCAAGUGACUUUUACAGACGAAACAAAACCAAAUAUGUUCCAGAGUACUGGAUACCAAUCCAGUGGGCACAGCGCCUCACCCUCAAAUCAUUGCAGAAGGGAUAUAUUUUUGAAUUAAAGAGAGCAAACGAAAUUUUAAAGGAACUGAUGCGAUUCCGGGACAAACUACAAUAUGUACAGUUGCUCAGCAGCAUCGUAAUACCUCUGGCUUAUACACAGGUGGUAACCAUUGCGGUAUACAGUUAUUUCCUCUGCCAGAUCUUUGCAUCUCAGUUUGUUGAACAUAAUGAUGAUGCUCACGGAAGAAUCGACCUCUAUGUGCCAGUAUUCAACAUUUUUUCCUUCAUAUUCUUGAUGGGUUGGUAUAAAGUGGCCUUGUGCGUGGUCAAUCCAUUUGGUGAUGAUGAUGAGGAUUUUCAAAUCAACGACAUAUUAGAUUACAACCUAGAAGUAAGCUAUCGCACAGUGGACGUUCCCAGUUUCGCGUUUCCUGAUCGUUUAUCGUUUCCGUUGAGGAAAGAAGGAGAUGAUAGUUCACACAUCGAAGAACUGAAUGGUUUCAUGGAAUGUGUAUUUGAUGAAGCUCAGGGUAACGAAGCCAAGACAGAACUCCAGACAAAGUGCGUACAACGGGAGCGACAGGGAACGAAAUACAGGCCCAUGGUUUGUUGUUGCACAAAAUCGAACGCUGUUUUCGAAACUGAUCCGGCUACCAUUGUUUGAUGGCUUAAAACGCCAUGUUAAUUGCAGUGUUACUCAUCGUCUUCACGGUACAACUACACAGUUAUCGAGAAAGUUGAAUAUAUUUCC